AUGGCCUUUUUAUCAGAACCUGCAAAAUCAAAACUUUACGUUUCUUCUUCUUCCACCGCCUCUCCAAAGUCACGACAUGUACAAAUCAUUGAGGACCAUCCUUUUAACCAUCGCCUUGAGCUUCUAUUUCCAACUCUUUUAUCGUCUCAGCAGGAAGCCAAAUUUUUAAAAGAGACUUUUUAUUAUAAAGCCGAUAUUCCUUUGUCUUACUUUAUCGAACGUUCUUUUAUACAAGAUUAUUUACAAAGAGGACGUGUUGUUGCCCAAAGUUUGGGUGAAGGCAUUGAUGUAUCAAAUGUUAUCGCGCUUGAUGGAUAUGGGACCCUCAUUCUAAAUUUAACUAAAGAUACUUAUGAGCAACUUGGAUUACCCGGGAAACCUGCCAAGUUUGGACCAGAUAGGCAAAGAUUUGUCGUACAGAUUAAUUUACUUGAAAAAUCAAUGAUUCCCGGAAAGAAGGGCUUCGAACGUAUUAAAUGGUGUUUUAAUAAUACAUUGAGCGAUCCAUUUCCAUUUCUUAUUUCUUAUGUAGAUUCUGUAACUCAGGAAACACAGAAGAUAACAUUUCCGCCAACAUUUAAUGCCAAGAAAUUUACGGUUGAAUUGAAAUUUGAGAAGUUGAAUAAUAUCAUUUUCCCAGACAUGAAAGCCAUAAAAACCGCAUCCAAUGAAGAUCAAUGGAGGUCUGAUAUUGUAGAGGUUUACAAUUGGUUCGGAAUGGCCUCACUUCGAGCGCAAAGCGACCAAUUUAGAAAUUCAAAUAUUCCUUGGGCUGUUUUAAGCGUUUGGGGUUUUAAAGAUUCACCAAUAUCAUGGAAUAGACAUGAACAUGGUCAUUUUACAAGCGGAGAAAAUAAUUAUAGUUUUUUAUUAUGGCCAGAUGAUGAAUAUGUUUUAUAUCAAGCACUUGGGUCUUAUGAUAGCUAUUCAUAG
Molecule: messenger RNA, 933 nt
Organism: Cetraspora pellucida
Lineage: Eukaryota; Fungi; Glomeromycota; Glomeromycetes; Diversisporales; Gigasporaceae
Source: the annotation of a GenBank genome assembly